AUGAUUGAGUUCUAUGAACAAUUUGGGACAUUAGUAUUUAUUAUUACAGCAUCAUUUAUUAUUAAAAUUAUUUGGUUUAGAGGGAUUGUGAGAGAAAGUAGUGGAUUAUUAAUGAAAAUAAUGUUUAAUUUAACCUUUCCAUUUGUUAUAUUAAAAGCAUUAAUUAAUACGCACAGUCUAGAUAUUGAGUCACUAGCAAUGUUUAUAUCAGGAUUUAUAUUUCAAAUAAGUAUAGGAUUAAUUUCUUUUAUUAUUUUUAAGUUUAUAAUAAAAAAUGAUAUUGCAUGGCAAGUUGAAUUUGGUGGAUGUAUUGGACUAAAUAUUGGACUUUUCUUAUUUCCAAUAUUAGAAACGUUAGACCCUGUUAAUGGGAUUACACAUGCUAUUUUAUUUAAUAUUAGUAAUGAUGUUGCUUGUUAUUUAGUGCUUAGACCUUUAUUUGCUUUAAUUGAAAAUAGUAAAGAGGAUGAUGAAAAACAAAAUGAAAUAACUGAUAUUCAAGUUGAAUUAAAAGAGUCUCAAAUAAUAGAAAAUGAAUUAAAAGGUGAUGAACGUAAAUCAUUGGAUAAUGAUUCCUUUGAUAUUAAAGGAACUCCAACUUUAGAAAGUUCAAUUAUUGCUUCUCCAAGUGAAGAAUCAAUAAUGAGAACUUCAUUGGAUUUAUAUCCAAAUAAACCAACUGAUUUUAUUAAAUAUGGACAAAAGAAAACUUUAAGAAAUGAAAAACAAAAAUGGCAUGAAAUUAUUAAAAAAAUUAUUAUCUCUUUGAUUACUUGUGUACCUUUAUAUGUUAUGCCAAUUGGCUAUUAUAUUGGUUUAAAUAAUAUUAAAUUACCUCGUUUUAUUAAUAAUAUUAUUAUUACAAUAUCAUCAGGAAAUACAUUAAUGGCUUAUAACUUAUUAGGACUCUUUUUUGAAUGGAAAAAUUCUUGGCAAACUACUAAACUUGCUCUACAAGCUCUUAUUGUUCGUUUAAUUGUUGGAAUAUCUAUUGGUGUUGGUUUAUAUUUUGCAUUGUCUUCAUAUAUCACUCAAUUAACUAGAUUAACAAUUACAUUAUGUUGUGUUUGUCCAGCACCAUUACUAAGUAUUAUUUAUAGCGUAGAAUAUAAUGUUACUCGAUUAGAUGUAAGUGCUGCAAUUGUUAGUUUUUCUGUAGUAACGAGUUUCAUUACAGUAUUUAUUCUUACUACUUUAUUAUCUUCUUAUUAG
Molecule: messenger RNA, 1212 nt
Organism: Entamoeba nuttalli P19
Lineage: Eukaryota; Evosea; Mastigamoebida; Endamoebidae
Product: transporter, auxin efflux carrier (AEC) family protein
Exons: 1
Coding region: 1-1212 (403 amino acids)
Source: RefSeq, a predicted model, not a curated record